AUGAUGGAGGAACAAGCCCGGAUAAUGCAGGCGCUCAGCGGCGUGACUCUGGCUGGCCAUUCGGUACAAGGAGGCAUGGGACUACCGCCGCCCCACGGACACGAGGGGACGGAUGGGGACGGAAGAAAACAAGAUAUUGGGGACAUUCUUCAUCAAAUAAUGACAAUUACCGACCAAAGUCUGGAUGAGGCGCAAGCAAAGUUGGUCCCUUUUAAUUAUUUUUAAUUUCGCGAAUUAAUAAUUGUACACGAAGUGGGCUAAUUAUUUCAUUGUGGGUUAUUCUGUAGAUAGAGGCUACAGGCAUAGUCUAUAGGCCAAUAGCAACUUUUGAAAUUCUGACAGAUUGUUCAUUGGAAGCCUAAUGUUCAAUAAGGUAGUUUAGGCAUUAUGUCUCAUGUGCCCUAUCUUGCAAAUUGUGUCUUUGACCAAAUAAAAUGUUAACAUGAUAAUGACAAACAUACAGUGAUAACUAUACAAUUAACUUAAUGUGAAGUUGGAUGCCAUUGUGGAACUAUAUACCAUAAAUUCUACAUGUGCCUUAUGAGGCCUAUGAGUGUGAGUUAUUUCCCCACUUUUAAAGGCACAAAACUGAUAUUAUAGCUAAUGUUGUUACUAACAAGCAUAUUUUUAUUUACUGACAAAGGAAACAUGGAUUGAACUGUCACAGAAUGAAACCCGCGCUCUUCAGCGUUCUCUGCGAAAUCAAAGAGAAAACA
Messenger RNA from Coregonus sp. 'balchen', 716 nucleotides. The record is from the annotation of a GenBank genome assembly. NCBI's taxonomy places the organism in Eukaryota, Metazoa, Chordata, Actinopteri, Salmoniformes, Salmonidae.